Messenger RNA from Manacus vitellinus (golden-collared manakin), 3701 nucleotides. RefSeq names its product desmocollin-2. Gene Ontology annotation, biological process: homophilic cell-cell adhesion. Bases 1 to 2535 code for a protein of 844 amino acids. Gene Ontology annotation, cellular component: plasma membrane; desmosome. Lineage: Eukaryota; Metazoa; Chordata; Aves; Passeriformes; Pipridae. The transcript is spliced from 15 exons. The record is from RefSeq and is a predicted model, not a curated record. Gene Ontology annotation, molecular function: calcium ion binding.
AUGCCAGGUGAAGUUGAUUUGAAAGAAUGCCUUCAGUCUGCAGAGUUUAUCAGUAGCACUGAUGGGAACUUCAAGAUUCUAGAGGAUGGUUCUGUGUACACAACAUCUGCUCUUUCUUUGUCUGCUGAGAAAAAAACUUUUACCAUAUUACUUAAAGACAUUCAAGAACAAGUUGAAAAGAAAAUACAUGUUAGCUUAGUGGAAGAAGAAAAGAAGACACAGAAGACCAGGCAUGCUAGAGAUACAGUUCUCAAGCGAACCAAAAGAAGGUGGGGCCCUAUUCCAUCCGUUAUGAUAGAGAACUCACUGGGACCUUUUCCUCUACAAAUUCAGCAGGUCCAGUCAGACACAGCUCAGAACUACACUAUUUAUUAUUCUGCAAGUGGACCAGGAAUUGAUCAAGAUCCAAAGGGUUUAUUUUACAUAGAAAGAGAAACUGGAAAUAUCUUUGCUACUCGUGCAGUAGACCGGGAACAAUAUCCAAGCUUUCAGAUCAUUUGCUUUGCAACCACUCCAGAUGGUUAUUCACCAGAAGUACCACUUGUGCAUACAAUCAGGAUAGAAGAUGAUAAUGAUAAUGCUCCAUAUUUUACAAAAGAUCUGUUUGAGUUUUGUGUCCCUGAAAAUUCCAAGCCUGGUGUUGUUGUUGGACAAGUGACUGCAGAGGACAGAGAUGAGCCUUAUACUCUGCAUACUACAUUGAAAUACCGCAUUGUGUCACAAAAUCCACCAAUUACUCCAGCAUUUUCUUUACAUGGUGACACCGGUGUAAUUUCUGUAUUGCUGCCGCAGCUGGACAGAGAGCUUGUUCCCAGUUACACUUUGUUAGUUGAAGUGAGAGAUAUGGCAGGUCAACCUUUUGGUUUGUGCACUACAGGAACAGUGGUUGUAAAAAUCGAAGAUACAAAUGACAAUGCACCAUCCUUUAAACAGAUACAAUAUGAAACGCGAGUGGAGGAAAACAGAGUGAGUGUAGAAAUACUGAGAGUCUCUGUUGUUGAUCUUGAUGAACCUGGUUCACCUGGCUCAGGAGCAGUGUAUGAAAUUAUAAGAGGAAAUGAUGAUCAGGCCUUUGAAAUUACAACAGACAAAAACACAAACGAAGGAAUACUAUGUGUUGUCAAGGGACUGGACUAUGAAAGUGCCAAGCAAAGGGUCCUUGUCAUUGGAGUCAACAAUGAGGCACCCUAUCUGCUGGCACCACAUUCACAACAGCUUUCCCAGAGCACCUGCUCUGUUACAGUGCACGUCCUGGAUGUGGAUGAGGGACCAGUGUUUAAACCAUGUCUGUUGCGCUUAGAUGUUAAAGAAUGUGAAGAUAUUGGGACGGCUAUUGGGAGAUAUGUAGCAGAAGAUCCAGAAACUGGAAAUAGUGAAGGCAUAAGGUACCGGAUACCACCUGGACAAUGUAAUUGGAUCAACAUAGAUGACAAAUCGGGUGAAGUCAGAACUGUUAAAGUCUUGGACCGAGACAUAGGAGAAAUGAGACGAGGCCAAUGCAAUAUCACAGUCCUUGCAAUAGACAGAAAUGGUAAAACAGGCACUGGAACAAUUCAGGUUUGCAUCGUGCCUGGGAACAAGAAUUUCCCACGAAUCGCUCAGACAGACUAUAUAAUGUGCAGAGACAGAGAACCAAUCUGCCUUACUGCACAGGAUGAUGAUGAGGCUCCGUACAGCACACCCUUUGUGUAUCGCAUAACUGACCGUAACUUGGCUUCCAUGUGGAAGAUAAAUGCACAAAACGAUAAUUGUGCAUAUCUUUCACCAAAGGGUGAUAUUCCAUUUGGAAUUUAUGAUAUUCCUGUAAGUGUGAUGGAUAACGGAGGAAAGGUAGGAGAGUCCACUGUAAGAGUUAACUUCUGUGAUUGUGUUACUCCAACUGAAUGCGAUGGUAGGAGCCGUCAGCUUUCUGGUGGAAAUGUUACUCUUGGUCUCUGGGCCAUCCUUGCAAUGAUCUUAGGAUCGCUGUUAUUGCUGCUAAUCCUGAUCACAAUUUGUGGCUGCUGUGGCCGUGGAGUAAUGCACAGACAGGUGACUGAUGAUUGUGCCAAUCACAAUUUAAUCAUUUCAAACACAGAAGCUCCAGGUGAAGAAGUGAUGGAUCACAAUAUAAUUCCUCUACAAAAUACAUGUGAUCAAGGAGGUUAUGGAGUGAAAACAGGAGAUCAGCAAACAUUUGAAGUGGUAAAAGGAAGAGGGCAUACCUUGGAAUCAGUCAAGGGAGCUGGACACCAGACUUUGGGAUCAGUUGUAGAAGGAGGAGGACAGACUAUGAUGGACACAUGUAGAUACUCCUACUCAGAAUGGCGUAAUUUCACACAUCCUCGUUUAGGCGAAAAGGUGCACCUAUGCAGACAGGAUGAAGAACAGAAGCAUUCUGAAGAUUAUCUCCUUUCAUAUAACUAUGAAGGAAAAGGAUCCUUGGCUGGCUCUGUAGGCUGCUGCAGUGAUCAGCAUGAGGAAGAGGCACUUGACUUCUUAGAUCAGUUGGAACCCAAGUUUAGGACAUUAGCAGAAACAUGCAUAAAAAGAUAAAUGUGCCUUUCACAGUGCUGAAAAAAACCUGUAAAUAAGUGGUUGUCGUACUUUUGUGAUAUUAGGUAUUUUUGAAUUGACGGGGGAAGAGGUUUAUAAAAAUUUAUAUAGACUGGUGAGAGUGUAAGUAACUCUUGCUUUAAAUUUACAUUUUCUUAUACUGGACACAUUCCAUCAAAAUAAGAGACUCAAAAUAUUUUGUCUUUAGGUUAAUAUAGUAAUGCUAGUUCCUACUUAGAUUACAUUUUGCAUUCUUCGUGAUUACUUAAAAUGCAAAACUUGGUGUUCUUUUAAUUAAUUGUUCAGCUUCAAAGUUUUACUAUAUUUGGCUUUGGAGAAGGAAAGCUUUUUAACUCACUGUUUCUUUGUUUUCUUUUAAUUUUAUAGAAAUGAAACAAGAACUUUGUUGGUUGAUAUCAAAUUCCUUGUUAAUUUUUAACUUAUAUGAACUGAGAUACAAAAUAUUUUUUCAUUUUGGACAUAAGAAUACUCAUAAAUAUAUUAGAAAACUUUACAUUUUGGUUGAAAAUUAAAUAUAUAUAUAUUGUAUAUAUGUAAAAUAAUAUUCAAAAAUAUAUUUUUCUCCUAAUGGGUUACCACCCAUCAAACUUGCUAUCCUAAGGGAUUUAUGGCAUCACCACGUAGGGUAUCAGCAUUGUAUGCAAGUAUGUAUUUUUCUUUUAGAGAAAUAAAAGAUCAAAAAAAAAAAUCACAAAAUAGAGGUAACUAUCAUAUUUCAAAUGAACGCAAGACAAAUCUCAUGUUUACUUCACCUAAGUUUGUACCUCAGUUUCUUGUGAGUUUUGACAUAGUAUCAUUGCAGAAAAAUGAUGACCAUUGCUGAGAGUUUUGUCCAGUGUAGCUACGACUACCUUUCCAUUUGCCCUGUUAUGGACUUCAUUAACUGUUUCUUUUUGUAAGUAGAACUUGACAGAAGAUGCAGCUCAGAUGGAUUGAGCAUAUUAUCCAUUAAUAAUGUGUUUUAGAAUAUCUUUUUAUUGAGAUGCAAAAUUACACUGGGAUAAACUGUCUGUUUUGAGUGUAAUAUGUGGUAGUUGUAGAGGUGAGCAUUUACAAACAUCUCUGGCAGAAAUCAUCUGAAUCCCAUUUCUUAUUUUACUAGAUUAAGCAUACAUAUACACUAUAUAUACAUAUAUAUAUACACA